AUGGUGAUUAUUGAGACACAUAGUAUGCACGAAGACAUCGAUGAUUUUCUUAUGGAAAAGGAUGUCCCAAUGAGUGAAGGCUUAAAGGGCGCUAACGAAGAAGUGCCGAAAAUAGGUAUGGAGUUUGAUUCAGAAGAAAGGGCAUAUGAGUACUAUAAUCGUUAUGCUAGAGGCGUUGGGUUUGGUAUCCGUAGAGAUUCGACCACUCACCGCAAAGAUAAAACAAUUUCUAGAAGAGCUUUGGUUUUUUCAAAUCAAGGAAAUUAUCGAAAGCAUAUAAGGGGGUCUCCUAUGAAACGAUGCUUGCAUGCACGAACGGUUUGCGAAGCAAAGUUAGUUAUCAAACUAGUAAGUGAUGAUUCAAAAUACUCUAUUGUAGAAUUUGUGGAAAAACACAAUCACGUGCUUACUUGUCCAGGGCAAGUGCAUCUAUUGAGAUCACAGAGGAAUAUAGAAACUGCUCAAGCGAGAUUAAUUGAAAACAUGCGUGAUGCAGGUAUAAGUCAGAAAAAUAUUUUUGUAUAUUUCAGUGUUGAAUCAGGGGGGUCUCAAAUUCUGAACUUUACUCAAAUGGACUGUAAUAAUCAUAUACAAAGAAGACGACGUCAAGAUGUCCUAAAAAAAGGAGAUGUUGAACAUCUGUUAGAAUACUUUCUGGAGAAGCAAAAAGAUAAUCCAUACUUCUUUUAUGCAAUUGAAAUGGAUGAGCCUGGUCAACUGUGCAAUUAUUUUUGGACUGAUGCAAAAUGUAUGAUGGACUACAGUUUCUUCGGUGAUGUAUUGAUAUUCGACACGACAUUUGGAACUAAUGGCUAUGAUAAACCAUUUGCACCCUUUGUUGGUAAAAAUAAUCAUGGGCCAACGACUCUUUUUGGGUGCGCUUUACUACUAGAUGGGAGCACAGAUUCAUUUGUAUUGUUAUUCAAGACAUUUUUAAAUGCCAUGAAUGGGAAACAUCCACAGACAAUUUUCACAGACCAGGCAACGCCAAUUAUGAAUGCAAUUAACCUGGUAUUCCCAAAUACUCAUCACCGACUUUGUCUCUGUCACAUUUUUGAAUUGGCUGCAAAACAUCUUUCUCAUGUAUUUGCAAGUUCUGAAUUUUUUUCCAAAGAUUUCAAAAAGUGUAUAUAUGAAAAUGAAACCAAAGACGAGUUUGAAUCCAUGUGGAAAAGUUGCUUCAAAAAUACAAGCUAA
Molecule: messenger RNA, 1197 nt
Organism: Papaver somniferum (opium poppy)
Lineage: Eukaryota; Viridiplantae; Streptophyta; Magnoliopsida; Ranunculales; Papaveraceae
Product: protein FAR1-RELATED SEQUENCE 5-like
Exons: 1
Coding region: 1-1197 (398 amino acids)
Source: RefSeq, a predicted model, not a curated record